Sipha flava (yellow sugarcane aphid) is the source of this 1227-nucleotide messenger RNA. RefSeq names its product popeye domain-containing protein 3-like. The record is from RefSeq and is a predicted model, not a curated record. Gene Ontology annotation, molecular function: cAMP binding. Lineage: Eukaryota; Metazoa; Arthropoda; Insecta; Hemiptera; Aphididae. Gene Ontology annotation, cellular component: sarcolemma. Bases 100 to 1209 code for a protein of 369 amino acids. The transcript is spliced from 7 exons.
UCACUACUACAUUUGAUACAAAAACAAAUAACUGAGUUUAAUCUUACUCCUAACUGUCAAAGUUUUAAAGUAUCUAUUUGUUUUAACAACAUUUUCAUUAUGACUUCAUUUGGUUUUGGUCUAAGUGAAAUUAUUAAUGUGCCUUCUGUUUUUAAUGACAAAAAUAAUACGAAUAAUACAUUUAUCGAUCAUUCAGGUUGGUGCGUUGAUUGGCGGUCUUCUCAACAUUGGAUGUUUCAAAUGGCCAAUGUUCUAUUUAUUGUAUCUUAUUCGGUACCAACUAGCUAUUAUGGCAUAUUAUUUAUGCAUUCAACUUUAAUAGCAGGUUUUCUUAUGUUGAUUACUUGGGCAUGGAGAAUAGUAUGUGCACCUGAUGUUUUCACUUGGAAUUUAUGUUUUCUUUUUAUUAAUAUUUUACAACUAAUUUAUCUUAUUUAUCAAAGAAGGCCAAUUAAUUUUAACUCGGAACUUGAACAAGUUUACCGUAGUAUGUUUAAGCCUUUCAAGGUUACUAGAAUUCAAUUUAAAAAGCUGGUUAGUGAACAAUUUGCCCAAAUUGUUACUCUACACGUUGGUGAGGCCUAUGCUAUGCAAAAUAUCACUAAGACUGAUAGACUUGGGCUGCUUUUGACUGGUAAAGCUAAUGUACUCCAAGACCAUCAGUUUCUACACCCUAUUAGUCCAUGUGAAUUUUUGGAUUCUCCUGAAUUUGAAAGCAGAGGAUCUUCUGAAGACAAAUUUAAAGUUUCUGUAAUCGCUGCAACAACUUGUCGAUAUAUAUUUUGGCAAAGAUCAGCAUUAGAAUAUUUAUUUGUGAAAGAAACAUAUUUAGCCACUGUAAUAGCUACUUUAAUUGCAAAGGAUAUAACUAUUAAACUUUACGCAAUGAAUAAUAAAAUUAUGACAGAAAAAGGAUCACAUUUAGAUAUUAGGUUACCAAGUAUUACUCCAGCUUUAGCAUCAAAAGAUUGUAAGCUACCAAUUGUGAAAACUUUAAAAAAACAAACAAUCACAUCACAUUGUCCUAAAUCACCUAUACCAGCUGUGAAAAUCACCAAAUGCGAUACAUUGACCAUGGAUAAAUGCCCGAUAACCAAUGGCAAAUUUGACAGGAUGAACUUGGCCAAUGAAAUGGGUAACACAGGAGUGGAAAAUUGGCUGGAAAAAACUUCGAAAUACCACAGUUUAGAAAUGGCUGAUGAUGAAUAAAUUAUAAUUUGGUUAUUU